Pyrenophora tritici-repentis Pt-1C-BFP is the source of this 567-nucleotide messenger RNA. The record is from RefSeq and is a predicted model, not a curated record. NCBI's taxonomy places the organism in Eukaryota, Fungi, Ascomycota, Dothideomycetes, Pleosporales, Pleosporaceae.
AUGAGGAAACGACUGGGCCCACCAACUUCAGACUCCAUUAGUAUUAGUAAGCUGAAUUUGUCGCUUCAUGUCGAACUGAAGCCUGAGGGCCCAAACCACGGUACUAGCCAGACGAUGCCUUCACCCAAAGCCAGGCCAGCUAGAAAGCAUCAGAGACCUGUCUUCGAUCAGGAGACGCAAUUAACGAAAAUCUGUACUGCUAUUGCAGCCAAACGUCAUGCGAAUCCCAAGUGGCAAUUGUCGGUGCCGACCAAGCAUGCGCAGCCAGACGGCGACACUGCUUCACUGCUGACGGUGGAUGCUGGCGACGAGCCUAUCGUCACACAUGAACAGACAUCAGUCAGCGACAACUGCAGCAAAACCAACGUUUCCCAAGGCAAAGACACUACGCAUAUUCGACAUGAGGCUUUGGUGCAAGUAGAGCAACAGACGAGACCUGUUGAAAAGCUCUCAUCCCUGCAACUGCACCCUUUAUAUCGCAGUCAUACCCGAUCUGAUAAUAACAAAGAGUUGUCUCCGAGCAUGCAUGAAGAAGAAUACGGCUACGAUGCAGUUGAUGGAACUUAG